Molecule: messenger RNA, 370 nt
Organism: Pneumocystis carinii B80
Lineage: Eukaryota; Fungi; Ascomycota; Pneumocystomycetes; Pneumocystales; Pneumocystaceae
Exons: 3
Coding region: 29-370 (113 amino acids)
Biological process (GO): late endosome to vacuole transport via multivesicular body sorting pathway
Cellular component (GO): Vps55/Vps68 complex; endosome
Source: RefSeq, a predicted model, not a curated record
CUAACUGGCUUCCUUUAUCUUCUGGUAAAUGAGUUUUCAUCGAAUAUACUCGGUGAAACAGGAAGUAAAAGAGGUACUAAAAAAAACAGUUAUUAUAUACAUACUUGCGCCUUUACCCAAUGCAAUAUGUAGUAGAAUGUCAGAUAUACAUGAUUUUAUUAAUGAUUCGCUUGGAAAUGGGGUUGAAAAUAUUGGACGAUUUAUUACAGGAAUUUUAAUUGUUUCUGGAAUUGCAUUGCCUAUAACACUUGAGCAUGUAGGUCUUAUUGUUAGACAUGCAACUAUUAUGAGUAUAUCGGGAGGCCUUUUAAUAUAUAUUACAAUUAUAAUUUAUUCGAAUAUAUUUAUGAAGGACAAUGCAGAAUUUUAA